AUCGUUUGACUUUGAGCUUCCUUCUUCUCACACCAAAACGCACUUUUCUUCGUUAAACUUCCCUACGAACCUUUCAUAAUGCGUUUCGCUCUCGUCACUGUUGCCCUUGCUGCUGCCUCUGCCUCUGCUUCCAGCCUCUACAGUCGCCAGAACAUUCCUGCUUGCGCCGGUACAUGUAUCGCGUCCGCUGACCUUGGCGGCUGCUCUGCUACCGACAACGCCUGUCUCUGCAAGAGCACGGCCUUCGUCGACAGCACCGCUGCUUGCAUCGAGACGGCCUGCACAGGCUCUGACCUCCAGGCCGCUAUCGCCGCUGCCGAGGCACUCUGCGCUGCCGUCGGCGUGACGUUGAGUGGUCUCCCAACUGGAUCCGCCACCACCGCAGCUGCAACCGGCGCAUCCUCUGGCUCCGCUGCCGCCACCACCGCCACUACCCCCGCUUCCAGCAAAUCCGCCGCAGCUUCCAGCCAUUCCGCCGCAGCUUCGGGCUCAUCCACCAGCUCCUCCGCCCCAGCUGCUACCUCCUCCAAGUCUGCUGGCUCCAUUUCUGGCGUCAACGCCUUCGCUGGCAUGGCUGCCUUUGGCCUCGCAGCCCUCGCUCUCUGAGGAAACUGGGAUGGUUUAUUUUGCUGCCCACCACCAUACAUACAUACGUCAUGAUGCUCCACUUCGACAUUCGUUUUUGCUUACUUGCACCCCACCCCUUUCUUGCCGUCGUGAUACCCAUGAACUCUAUAUGAUGGUUAGCCAAGUACUGUAUAGUGUUCCAGCUAAAUGAUUAUUGGUAUGAAUCUUUGAAACAUUCAACAUCCCUUCCCUGCUC
Messenger RNA from Laccaria bicolor S238N-H82, 823 nucleotides. RefSeq lists its product as uncharacterized. Lineage: Eukaryota; Fungi; Basidiomycota; Agaricomycetes; Agaricales; Hydnangiaceae. The record is from RefSeq and is a predicted model, not a curated record. The transcript is spliced from 3 exons. Bases 79 to 606 code for a protein of 175 amino acids.